AAAAUGUACUACGGAUUUAAAAACGGGAUAUGGACGCAGGUAAUGACAUGUAAGUUUUAAGACGAGAAAUAUGGAACGCCAUGUGAAGUAAUGCGAAAGCGGUCCCCGGAUUGACGACUGUUCCCUAAAGGAGAGUUUUUAGUGACCUGCAAGUGACAUAUACCAUUGCUGUGACGACACAAUGACUAUGCGUAAGGCAUUUUAUCAACCUCCCCCGCAAAAACAAAAAAAAAUACUCAUAAUUAUCUACGUAAUCAACUAAUAACUCGCAUACACAUACGCACAUAUAUAACUCUAUGAAUAUCUUACAGAAUUUACGAUUCAUUAUAACAGUAAUGAUAACGACAAUAGCAACAAGAAGAAAGCAACAACUUCAAUAUCGCUGUAGCCCUCUUAGUGAAGUGUUUAUGAGUGUAAAUAAAUUACAACAAAUAAAAAAAAUAUACACCCACAACAACAACAACAAGCAGCCAGUUAGCUACAAUAUCAGCGUUAAGAACCGCACUUCAAUCGGACAAUGCUAGAGAUAAAUAAUUGCAAGACCCACACACAAAUACAUUAAAAAACCAACAACAACCAUCAACAGCAACAAUAAUAACAACCAUAAUAAAUAUGAUGAAAACAAUCAGUACUUGAAAUUGUUGAAUAUUUGUUUGACAAACCGUCUUUUUAAGACGGCAACGCUGCGCAUACAUUUAAUUAGUUGAACGCCAUAAUUCCAGCCGUGCGGAUGAGUUGCGCCUCAUAUGUGUGCCUGAGUACUGUCAAAACGAAAUCAUACCACAGUUAACGGGCUAAAUAGCGGGCAAGUAGAAUUAUCGCGUUUUCUAAAAAAAGUAAAAUAUAGAAAGCAAGAAAUCAGCAUACGAAAAGUGCUUUUGAUUUGGCGAAAGUUAAGCCUGACGCGUUGGCUGCUAGCGUUGCGACUUAUAAGCGGAAUCGAAAAAGAAAAUAUAUAUUUAAAUAUUUUCGAAUAUGUCGGUUUUGUUUUAAAGGGCUAACUCGUUAGCGCGGAAUUAAAAAAUAUACUUAGCGUGAAGUGGUGGGAAUAGUGAAGAUAAAUUUAAGCAAGCUUAAUGCUUAGUUGCGCGUUUAUUUGGUUAUACAAGUAAAAAAAUAUUAAAUUCGAUACGAUUCGUUAUUUGCAAAAUAAAAAAAAAACCUUUGAAAUAACAGUGCUAAAAGCGUUCAGCGAAAAAUUCAUACAACAGCAAUGGCGAAGGGAUUACAUUUGCUGUUAAGCGCAUUGCUCGUGCUGGCCACUGGCAUUGAGCAGAUACAGUGCAACGAAUAUAAUGAAACGUUUCUGGAACAAACCUUCCAUUAUAUUGAAUAUGUACUGCAUCAGCCAUUGGCACGUGAGGACCAGCUUUGUGAAGAGGAUACUACCGGUACACCGUUAGAUGAGUUUCCUGAAUUUUUCACAGUGGAGCAAUUACGUCAAGGCUGGGUCGUGUUGCAUGUCUUUGCCGCCGUCUAUUUCUUCAUAUUGCUCGCCAUUAUUUGCAAUGACUUUUUCCUGCCCACCGUUGAAUGUAUAUGUGAAGAUUUGAAUUUAUCCAAAGAUGUCGCUGCGGCGACUUUUAUGGCCACCGCCACCUCAAUGCCCGAAUUCUUUACGAAUACGAUAAGUACGCUCAUAACGGAUUCGGAUAUGGGCUUGGGCACGAUUAUCGGUUCGCUGAUGUUCAAUACAUUGGGCGUGGCUGCGCUGGGGGCGUUAUGCAUAAAAAAGCCUGUCCAACUCGAUUGGUGGCCUAUAGCGCGUGACUGUGUCAUAUAUAGUUUUAAUACAAUUAUACUCAUUAUACUCGCCUGGGGUGGCUAUGUCAGCUUCGCCGAAUCAUGCAUCAUGAUGGGUUUCCUCAUUUUCUAUUAUUUUCUUACAUUUAACAACAACAAAUUUAUGCCAGCCAUACGUGUUUUCGUAGAGGAUAAGAUGAAUUGCUGCAUAUCGAAGCGAUAUGAUUUUACUGAACCACCAGAGAAUAGUGCCAAGGCGCGUCUGCCACUCAAAAAGGAUCAUCUGGGCGGUGAUGGACUGUUUGUGAUAAAUUUACCCGAUAAUACCUCGACAGUGAAUUUGACGCAUUCCAAAAGUUUUAAUAGCGACGAAAGCGAUGACGUGCCACCGCAACCGCAAAAACUCUUCUCUCUACCACAUGGUGAGACGGCAUUUAGAAAAUUCUGGUGGGCCUUCAUAUUUCCCAUUAAAUUUACACUCACAUUUGUGAUACCCAAUCCCGCUCAUCAUCGUCGCCUCUAUCCACUCUCAUUUGUGAUGUGCAUCAUUGCGAUUGGUCUCAAUGCUUAUAUGAUUGUUUGGAUGUUGACAGCAUUUGGUGUUGCGGUAAAUGUACCUGAAAUAAUUAUGGGACUCACCUUUUUGGCGGCCGGUUCAACUAUGCCCGAAGCGGUUUCCAGUUGUAUUUCACUGCGUAAUGGUGAAAACGGCAUUGGCGUCUCCAACUCGCUGGGCGCUAACUCACUUGCCAUCCUACUCUCGCUGGGCGUGCCAUGGUUUAUUAAAAACUGCAUGAAUUAUGGCAAAACAGAUGGCAGCGCUAUGAUUCAAAUUGCCGCGCAAGGUAUUGAGUUCAACAUUAUCAUUCUGCUGUUCUGCACCUUAGCGCUCUUCCUCAUAUUGAGUUUUAGCGGUUAUCGUCUAACGAAACGCGCGGGCGUAGCAUUGAUCGGCAUCUAUUUAGUUUUUAUUGUGCUGCAGAUUUUGAUUGAGAUGAACGUGUUCUUCCCAAAGCAAUGCUAGUGAGCAAAAUCGAAAAUAGUAAAAAUGGAUGUUUGAAAAGUAGAACGUUGUGAAACUAAUAAUAGUAUUUUCUUGUAUGUUUUUUGUAAAACAAAAAAAUUAAUAAUUUUAUUACGUGAGCUAAUUAAGACUGUUUAGUACUGUAAGUGCGAUGUAUAAAAACACCAAAUCUAUUUAAUUACACAAUGCGAAGCCAAAUUUUAGCUGUUGAAUUUUUAGGUAAUAUCAGUUUUAAGUUUGCCUAUAUUCUUGUACACCGACUUUAACACUAAAGUUAUAUUAUUUUAAGUAGAUUUAUAUAUAAAUAUAUAUAUUUAAUUACAACUCAGCCGAAAAAUUGUGCUAUAGCAAAUUAAUUAGUGCCAGAAGUAGAAAUAGGCGGUUGUGAAAUUGUACGUAGGUACACUGUGUAAAACCGCUUUCAAUGCAAUAAGGCUAUGUAAACUUGUACUUAAUGAAUUUAUACUCAGCUGAGUAAUAAUGUACAUAUAUUACUUUAUUUAUUAUUAUUAAAUUUUUUUAAUUUUGUUGAGUUGAAGAUAAUGUGCAUGUAAUUAAAAUUGCAAUUUAAAUUAAACUUAAGACGUUGAUUAUUGUAAAACAAUUAGAUUUAACCUUGAAACUGCUUUCACCAAAUGCACACACAAGAGACGACAAACAAAUUCAUACUAAAAAUAUAAAAAAUAUAAACAACGAA
This is a messenger RNA of Bactrocera oleae (olive fruit fly), 3464 nucleotides long. Its product is annotated as sodium/potassium/calcium exchanger 4. Gene Ontology annotation, cellular component: plasma membrane. Gene Ontology annotation, molecular function: calcium channel activity; calcium, potassium:sodium antiporter activity. The record is from RefSeq and is a predicted model, not a curated record. Gene Ontology annotation, biological process: calcium ion transmembrane transport; intracellular calcium ion homeostasis. Lineage: Eukaryota; Metazoa; Arthropoda; Insecta; Diptera; Tephritidae.